Colletotrichum graminicola M1.001 is the source of this 1257-nucleotide messenger RNA. RefSeq names its product monocarboxylate transporter. Lineage: Eukaryota; Fungi; Ascomycota; Sordariomycetes; Glomerellales; Glomerellaceae. The record is from RefSeq and is a predicted model, not a curated record. The transcript has a single exon. The coding region runs from base 1 to 1257 and encodes 418 amino acids.
AUGGUUUCAGAAGAGACCGAUUCCCGCCUCCGCCUCCAGGAGAUGCUUCAACGUCAUGGUAUAGGGUCGCGCAGGGCUAUGAUUACUUCCAACAGAGAACUUAGCCGCUGGGAGGUCGCCGACGUUGAGGCCGUCCUCCACCAAGUCGGGCUUAGGGGUCACGACUACAACCCUUGCGGAAGGGAGUUCAACCAAUACCGUGGUCUCGGCCUCGGCUCCAAGGUCUUCAUGUAUUCUUGCAUUGGCGGUGGCUUUGCACUGGCUAUACCGAUACUUAUCGUUCAUUCUACUAUUCGGCUAUUCAAACAACAUACUUUUGCAGUGUUCCGCCAGACGUGGAAUGAAUACGGUCUCUCGAAUCUACUCGCUCUUGGCUUCGAUUUUGACAGGUACAUCAAAGCACCUCUCAAUCUCGUGCAACAGUCAGUUGAUCAGAAGGCCGCGCUUUGUGUCAACGCCGACGGGAACUUCAAAGUCCUGCACGACGGGUACUCAGUCAUGUCCCACGUAUGGGAGGAGACGAUGGGUUGGAACAAUCCAGAAGGGUUCGGCAAAGUUGAUCUGAGCCUACGGAAAAAGGGUAUCCACAAGGCGCACUUUCGGAAAUUUUUCGAUCGAUGCGGUGUGAUGUGGCUUUGGAUGGACGUGCUUGCCAUGCCAGAGGUUCUCGAAGACAUGAGUCCUCAACAGCAGAGCGAGACGAAAGCCCUGCGUGUCGGCGUUAUAAACAACCUCAACAGUAUAUACCGGAAUGCGGACAAAGUCGUCGUUCUGGACAGUCUGGUACUGCAGCUCAAGACUGGGAGUCUCGUCGACGUGGCCGUGGUCCUCUGUCUGGGCCGGUGGAUCACGAGGAUGUGGACUCUCGCUGAAGCCCGGCUGGGUCGAAGAGUACUGAUCAAGACCGAGGACGGCGAGACGGACUUGGACGAAGUCAUCGCCUUGCUGGAAGGAGAUAUGCUUGGCCCCAGCCCUCGGUAUGAUGGUCUUGCAAAAACGCUCUCUGCGAAACGUGGCAAUAUCCCAUUACGGACAAGAUAUGACCUUGCAGACUUGACAGCGGCUUACAAAUUUGGACAAACUGGAGAGGCCAUCGAUAAUGUCCGUUCAGUAUACCCAUUACUUGAUCUUAAGUGGGAAGUUGGUUGGGACGAGAGACAAGCAGUCUUAAACUUGAAAGAAACACUGCCUGCGGAGUCUGAUGCUCUUAGUACAUUCUGUACGGAUCGAGGACUGCCUGAUCCUUUCGAUUCUUGA